GAUUGGUUCACGAGUUGUUCUUCGCUGUAGUUAAUUCCGCCUGCAGUAGCCACAGUCUCACGGUCAGUCGUGUUUACGUGUGUGUGCCUGACUGUAGUCUGUCUGUUUCAGCCAGCUACAUAUUGAGAAAGGACUCGUCAACCUCACGUUUAAUCCACUCAGAGGUCUUCUCCACUCGCUGGAGUCGCCUCUCCGCGGGUUCUCUGAAUCCAAAAACAAAGACUUUUGCCAUUUUCCACGUGCCGAGUGGUUUUACUUUGGCUUCACAUUCGGGGCGAAAAACUAAAUUCAUACACUUUAAAAGGAGGAAACCCACAGAUGUUGUGCUGUCGUCGAGCUGCAACCUUUGGCUGAAGAGUUGAGAGUCGGUUCGCCUUAAUUUCCACAGAGGGAAUGGUGUUCGGCUGAUGUUAGUCUGCAACUCUGCACCAGAUUUGAAUACACUCUGAACAGUCAGAUGAAUUGAAGGACAGACAUUGUCCAUCAGGAGAUAACCUGCUUUUCUGGAGCGUUGGACUCUACUCAGCUGAUUUUAUUUACAUUAAAGGCUAAAGGACCUGUUGCUAUUAGUCAAAACUGAGAGGUGAUGGAUGCAGUGGAGACUCUUCAGGGCUCCGCGCUGGAGUCCAAAGCAGAGCGCAUCGCCCGCUACAAAGCCGAGAGGCGGCGGGAGCUAGCUGAGCGCUAUGCUAACCUGGAAGACAUCUCCUCCAAAUACUCCCGCAGGGACAGACAUCGGGACACCUCAGAGGUUCCCGACACUGCCUCCAGCUCAGAGCAGAAGUCAAAGGAUUUGCCCUCCUCUAGUCGGGGUCAGACCCCUGAAGCUAGCACUGGGGCAGGUGAGAAGGAGGCGCUGAGCGAAUCUGACAGAAAACAGGAAACGCAUUCUGGACCAACCUCCAAAACCUCCCUCACCUGCAGCAGUGUGGGCGAGCAGGGAACAGCAUCGAGAUCCCAGCACAGUCUGCUGGGAGUGGAGGACGUCAAGAUGCCAAAGGCUGAUGGCAAAGCAGAUGACGACUUCAAAACGAGCGUGUCUGCCAGGAUGUCUCACAGUAAGGGCCCAGAGAUGGCUGAAAUCUCUUCCAACUCAAAGACCCUCUCAGAGGACGCCACACAAGAGGGUUGUGGUCGCCGUGCCAACCAACACAGAGAGCCAGUCGUCAGCCAGGACAGGCCAGCCAUGGCCAGCUGGUCCUCGCCUUCCUUAUCAGCUGAGACAGAGGAGGCAGUUGAAGAAAAAAGGAGUGAAAGACUGACACAGAUAGAUGAGAAGAGGUCCCAGAUGGUGAGAGAGGAGGAGGAAUUUGUGGAGAAGGAACCCCACUCAGGCUCAGGAGCUGUCAAGAUGGAAGAAGAACCGAAGCCUCCCGCUGUGGCCCUGCAGAGGCAGGACUCGGGCCAGCGCAGCCUCAGGGGCAUCCUGAAGAAGAGCCGCUCCACCAGCCUGGAGGCCGAACUCGCAGAACCAACACCAGAGAGAAAUGGAACGCCUGUCACUAAGGAGACAACCAUCAUGGAUGAACGGGAGGAGAAGCUGGAGGACACAGGAGAGGAGUUGGAGAAGCAGGAUGAAGACAUGGUGGAUGGGGGAGGGAGAAUGAUUCAGAGAGAGGAGAGCAGCUCCAGUGACCUGCCACCUUCCCCGUCCUCAGACAGCGUGGAGAAGACCCCGUCUGUGUGUGUGUCUGAGGAUAGCGAGGAGCUGGACAGCAGCCUGGACGGCAGCAUGAGCUCUUCACUCAAAGAGAGGUUGGCUGAGCUGACAGGCAAUGAAGAUGACUGGAGGAAUAAGCUGAAAAAGACCAAGGCCAACGAAGUGGUCCAAGUGUCCCUGGCAGACCGUUUCAGCCAGCUGCAGGACUCUGAGAAUGCCUGGAAGAAGAAGAAGUCCUCGGCUGAUGUGGAGCCGAAGAUGUCACUGUCUGAGCGGAUGAAGAUUCUGCAGGACAAGGAGGAGCAGUGGAAAGCCAAAGGGAAGGGAGCCGCCAACGACUCCACACAGUUCUCUGUGGCUGGCCGCAUGGCCAAGAGAGGUCUUGUGUCCCCCAACAGAGACGACUUGCCUGUUAUCCUCAGCAAGAAAUCAAGCCACAGCACACCAGUCAAGCCUUUAGAGGAGAUUUCCGCUCGACCCGAUGCUGAGGGAGACAAGAGGCUUGACAAACUGGAGUCCUUUUUAGACAAACUGCACAAUAAAGCAGGUGUGGGGAGUAGUAAGCCCUCCACCAUCGAGGUUACAGAGGAGAAGGAGAAGGAGGUGAUGGCUCUGGAUGAUGAUGAGACAUUCGGGCGUUUUUAUAAAUGCAUUUCCCCAACAACCCUGAGCUCCAGCCUGCUGCUGGACGAGGAGGAGGACUUUAGCACCAUCCAGUCUGACACGCCAAAGUUAAACUCAGAAGUGGCAAAUCACAGGCGGGCUGUGAGGCCAUCUCGCAACACGAAGGGUUCCAAAAACCCUCUGCGUGCUCUGGCAGCGCGGGACGACCUCAAGCAAGCUUACACCGAGCAAAGACUCAACAUAGCCACUGUGGAGACCAAAAGGAUACAAGUGGAGCGGAUGGCCAAGCACUCAAGGCUGGCGGACUGUGCCUUGGCUGGUUUGGCCAGUAAAGAGAACUUCAAGAAAGUGAAUCUGCGCAGCAUCAAAUCCACUGAGGUGGUGACCAACAACAGCGCUGUGCCCUUCCACAAACUCAUGCUAAUCCAAAUCAAAGGGCGUAGGCAUGUUCAGGUGCGCCUGGUGGAGCCAACGGCCAGCUCUCUGAACAGUGGAGACUGUUUUCUGCUGAUCACCACUAAGCACUGCUUCCUCUGGUGUGGAGAGUUUGCCAAUGUUAUUGAGAAAGCCAAGGGCUCAGAGAUGGCGCAGUAUGUACAGGCUAAGAGAGACCUCGGCUGUAAGGCCCCACAGGUCACUGUGCUGGAGGAGGGCAUCAACACAGACAACCGCUUUGCCAAAGAGUUCUGGAACCUUCUUGGAGGACAAACAGAAUACAGAGCUGCUGGUGAUCCAGAGGAAGAUGAGCUAUAUGAGAGUGGUAUUGUGGAGUCUAAUGGCGUGUACAGGCUGGUGGAGGGUAAGCUGAUGCCUUAUGAGGAGGCGUGGGCUUCCAUCCCCAGUGUGGCCCUGCUCAACUCCAAAGAGGCGCUAGUGUUUGAUUUUGGCAGUGAGGUGUAUGUGUGGACGGGGAAGGAUGUGGCGCUGAGUGACAGGAAGGUGGCCAUGCAGCUGGCCAAACAGCUCUGGGGCGGAGUUUAUGAUUACAGCAGCUGUAGGGUCAACCCCCUCAACCCCCUUUCAACCAAUAAGGAUGUCCCUGUACAAGGUGAGGGCAGGCCGAGCUGGGCUUUGUUUGGCAGGCUUUCAGAGCACAAUGAGACAGCUCUCUUCAGGGAGAAGUUUCUGGACUGGGCCGAACGUAAACCGCUAAAGGAAGAGCCAGCAGCAGAGGAGAUGAAGAGUCCAGUGGGCCAGCCCUGUAUGCCUACCAGUGAUUCUGAACUGAAGCCAUGUGAUGUGAGAGCUCUGCUGGAUGGAGGUGAAAAUCCUCUGAAGAUGCUCUUAGAGGGUGUGGACGUGCAGAGAGGUUACGGAUUGGUCCGCUCUGAAGAUGGGCGGCAGGCGGAGUUGGCCACAGUGUCGGUGGAUGCCUGGCACAUCCGAGAGUUUGACGAUUUUGAGAUUCCAGCUGAGAGUGUAGGUCAGCUGCAUGAGGGCGACACCUACGUCAUCCGCUGGAAGUACUCCAUCACUAGCGUCGUGGGAAAAAGGCAGAAGCCAGGUGAGGUGAGUGCGUCAGGACCGGGGAGAGAGCGCACUGCCUGUUUCUUCUGGCAGGGCCGUCACUCCAGUGUGAGUGGGCGAGGAACGUCAGCUCUGAUGACGGUGGAGCUGGGGAACCACGAGGGGGCGCAGGUGCUGGUCUCUCAGGGCAAAGAACCACCCUGCUUUCUACAGCUCUUUCAGGGAGGUCUUAUCAUCCACAAAGGCUGCAGGGAAGAUGCUGCCAAAAACACAGGUGGCUGGCGCCUGUUCUGUGUGCGCGGUGAGGUGGCAAUAGAAGGCUCUCUGUUGGAGGUGGAGUGCUGCAGUGCCAGUCUGCGCUCUCGCGCCUGUCUACUCCUGCUGGGCGUGUGUGAGAGGCAGCUGUACCUGUGGCAGGGCUGCAAGUCUCACCCCGCUGCUCGAGAGGUGGCCAAGAGGACUGUAGAGCGCCUCACACAGACCUGUCCACCAGAGCUGGGUUUGAACAGCAACAGCAGUCUGAAGGUGCAGGAGAUAGAGGAAGGCUCAGAGCCGCAGGAGUUCUGGAAUGUGCUUGGCCAGCAGGAUAGAAAAACAUAUGACUGCAUGCUACAAGAUCCAGGGAAGUACAACUUCACGCCCCGUCUUUAUCGUCUGAGUGCCAGUGCUGGGAUCUUCGAGGGAGAGGAGCAGCUGAGCCCUUGUAGGGUGGUAAAUGCUGUAAUAGCCAUGCCCUUCCUGCAGGAGAACCUGUACUCUGCUCCUCAACCAGCGCUGUUUCUGCUGGAUAACAGGAUGGAGGUGUAUCUGUGGCAGGGCCAGCAGCCGGAGGACACAGAGUGUACAGGCUCAGCGGGGAUCCGCUGGGACAACGAGAGGAAGUGUGCCAUGGAGACUGCACUGCAGUAUUGCAAAGCAAAGAACUCUCGGCGGCCCCCUCAGGCUUAUAUGAUCUUGGCUGGAGCUGAGCCCCUCACCUUCACGAAUAUUUUCCCAUACUGGGAAAAAGACCCCAGCAUCAGAGUGCAGGGCUUGCGCAAUAAGGUGAUCCUAGUGGAGGAUGCUCUGUCCAAACUCAGCAAGAACCAAUACUCCAUAGAGGAGCUGACCGCCAAGCCGCUGCCUGAGGGUGUGGACCCUCUGCACCUGGAGCUCUACCUGUCUGACAAAGACUUCCAGGAUGUUCUGCAGAUGACACGAGAGGAGUUCAGCACCCUCCCCAACUGGAAACAGCUCAACCUGAAGAAGAGCAAAGGCCUCUUUUAAACAAAGAAAACAUCCUUUAGAUCUCUGCAGCAUAUCCACGAAGGGACAGAUGGAUUUUUUUGUGUGUUUAUAUGAAAAAUCUGCUCAUGUAUAGCAUUAAUUGUACAGUUGGAAACUUUUUAAAGAGAUGUAUCCGCCUAUCUCCCCCCUUAAAGAUGAUCAUUUUAUAGAAAACUCUUCCAAAUGCCAAUUAUCGUAGCAUUCCAGCUCUUUUUACACGAGUUGAAUGGACUUCCUAUGUACCCUAAAUAUGCAAAAGUAUAUUAGUCGGGGAUAUCAUGUGACUUAUCAACAUUAUGUUUGACUAAUUAUGUACAUGCUUGAAUUAUGAAUGUGUAAUAUGUUUCCAGGUAUAUUAAGCCACAUUAUCAAACUGUGAUGUUUUAAAGGCAACUUCCUAGAACACUAACUUGCUAAUGCAAAACAUGUAUGCUCUUCUCUCUGUGGCUCUAGAGGUGUGCAAAAAGAACUACUUUUGAAGCCAAACGUGUGCACAUGUGCCAUUCUGCGCAUGCCAGGGUGAACUAAAGUUCCAUGAAAGGAAUACUCCAGCACUUUUUUAACCUAACCUCUGUCUGCCACAUCUCUAACACCUCCCCAUUGGCUUCUAUUAUAUCCACUUUUGAGUUGGGAUGGGGAAAAUUAAGUUUGUGUUGUGAAAUGUUCAAAAAAACAUUCUAAAAAUGAGAUGCAGUCAUGAUUGGAUAUAAAAAGAUCAUCCAAGAAAGGUCCUGUGAGCAAGGAUUGGCCACUUUGCCUAAAGUGAACACUUUCCUCAACGAGUGAUUGCAAGAAUUGUAUGUAUGUAAUUUCAUCCUCUAUGGUGUAUAAUAUCACUACUGAAUGCUCAGUCACCCAGAUGGCACUGCAUUAAAAACCAGCAUGGUUCUGUGAUGGACCACCACAUGGGUUUGGGAAUAUUUCAACAAACCUUUGACAAUGAACACAACUGGUCAGGGUGUCCACAAAUGCAAGUUAAGAUUGUACACCGGAAGUCGUAUGUCACAACGUCCAAGAACACUGCUGAUGUAUCUGGCUUUGAGCUCAUCUGAUGCAGAGUGGCAACCUAUAUUGUGGUCUCACGAGUCAACCUUUCGGAUUGUUUAUGGAAAUAAUGGACGUUGUGUUCUCCGGGCCAAAAAGGAAAAUGAUCAUUAAGAUUGUUGCCAGCAUAAAGUUCAAAAGCCAUUGCCUGUUGUGGUAUGGGGGUAUUAGAGUCCCACGGUGUGUGUAACUUGCACAUCUGUGAAGGCACGAGUAACACUGAAAGAUAUACACACAUUUUGUAGCAACAUAUGUUGAUAACAUAAGUUUCACAUGAUAACACCAAGCCACAUUUGCACGUGUUACAACAGCAUGGAUGUGUAAUAAGAGGUGCAGGUGGUAAACUGACCUCUCUGCAGUCUAGACGUGUCUCCUGCUUCUUUGGAUCAUGUUGCAGACAUCAAACAUGGAAUGGGCAAAAUAUGUCAGAAUUAUUGUCUCUUAUUAUCGACUACGCUAUGAAGCAGAUAGCAGAUAGUGAUUAGGUUGAAAAAUGAUGGAGUAUUUUAUUGUAACAUAUCUUACAGUGUUAUGUCAUUCUCUAAACUGUGGCUUUCCAGUCUGUCUGUAUCAUUACAAAUAUCAAUAACUAUCAUUCUUUUUUUCUAAUUGAAUACACAGUGCAGUUUAUGAAACUGUC
Molecule: messenger RNA, 6701 nt
Organism: Colossoma macropomum (tambaqui)
Lineage: Eukaryota; Metazoa; Chordata; Actinopteri; Characiformes; Serrasalmidae
Gene: svild
Product: supervillin d
Exons: 28
Coding region: 587-5017 (1476 amino acids)
Biological process (GO): cytoskeleton organization; barbed-end actin filament capping; actin polymerization or depolymerization
Cellular component (GO): cytoplasm; actin cytoskeleton
Molecular function (GO): phosphatidylinositol-4,5-bisphosphate binding; actin filament binding
Source: RefSeq, a predicted model, not a curated record